CAACAGUGGAACUGGAAGCUAAAGCUGGAUGGAGAAUAAAUAGCAGUGGCUUUAAGAAGAGCCAAAAAUGGACCGUCUCAACGAGCAAAAUCCUCACUGUGCAUAAAGUUGUUGUGCAUGUAGUGUGCAGUAUGGUUUGACCAAUGAUGCAGCAAUAGCAUUUUUAUAAGUGAAGGAGUCUGUGCAGAUGAGAUAACCUGGUGGAGAUUGUGAAGCCGAACAUCAGAAGAUUCUUCAGCAAAACAUCAGGACGGAUACCAAACAGCUCUGGCAGAUGCGUCUGGUCCGCCCCCGCUUUGGACAGAUUUCCAGCAACUUGAGAUGUGACGAGCCAAUCACAACCGUUAAUCUAAUACGGAGAGUGUUUGAGACAAUGACUGUAAAGAGAAGCGCCAUUGAGGAACUUUCGAAGAUUCCUGUUGUUUCAGAUGCAGUGAUGGUCUGCUGUAGAAACCAGAUUAUGUGGCCUCAGCUAUGAUCUCCACCUCUUAUAACAAAUCUUUAACACUCUGGAUGACCAUCAGACCUACCGCUCGCCCUCUGACCUUAAAUGUAAUUAAGGUCAGACUCCCUAUUCCUGCUGUAAUGGAGAAUCCCAGCCUGCUGUCCUUCGUCGUGGCCUUGCUGGGUUUUCUGAGCCCAUGUCUGACUAGGCUGACUCCCAGAGUCUCCUUCCCUAUAGGUAGUCCUGGGAGACAUCUCACCCGCUUCAGCAGCCAUGAUGUCAGCAACACCACUACACUGCUGCUCAGCGAGGAUGGAGACAUGCUGUAUGUUGGAGCCCGGGAUGCUGUGUUAGCACUGGAUGUUAGCCAGAGGGACGCCAUCGUACUGAGGAGUAAGCUGGACUGGAGCCCCUCAGAGAAAGACCUUCAACAAUGUUCCAUGAAAGGCAAAAAAAUGGCCGACUGUCCCAAUUUUAUCCGUGUACUGCAGUUCUUGAACACCACCCACAUCUAUGCCUGUGGAACAUUUGCCUUCAGUCCACGCUGCACAUACAUUAACUCAGAGAUGUUAACGAUGAGCCUCAAGCCUGAUGAAGGAAGAGGUCGCUGCCCCUAUGACCCCUUCCAACGCAACACUGCCAUAAUCGUAGAUGGAGAGCUUUAUACCGGGACAGUUGCAGACUACAGGGGGAACCGGCCAGUCAUUUCACGGCACCUCAGCGAGGGCAGGCGUGUUGACCUGAAGUUGGAUGAUACAUUAGGAUGGCUGGAGGAUCCAACCUUCAUCAGCUCCAGUUUCAUUCCUGAUGAGGAGAAAAUCUACUUCUUCUUCAGUGAAGUGGGCAGAGAGUACGACUUCAUUGAUAAAUUUAUUGUUUCUCGUGUUUCUCAGAUCUGCAUGAGUGACAUUGGAGGUCAGCGGACCUUGCAGCGACGCUGGACCACGUUUGCCAAAGCUCAGCUGUUGUGCCAGGCUGACAAUGAGCUGCCCUACAAUGUGAUCCAGGACAUAGACACCCUCCCACCAGCAGAGGGCGCUUCUGCAGAUGACACACUUUUUUAUGGCAUCUUCACCUCCCAGUGGUCUGUCAACUCUGGACGGUCAGUCGUGUGUUCAUUCCGCCUGUCUGACAUUAAAUCAGUUUUCUCUGGUAACUACAAAGUCCUGAACCGGGACACAUUACAGUGGAGCACACGGGUUCAAGAGAAGGUCGCAAAUCCAGGAGAGUGUGGCCUCCACAACGCAUCUGACAACGCCCUGCGCUUCGUCAAAGAAAACUUUCUAGCAGAUGACAGUGUGCGACCGGUUGGAAGAAGUCUGACCAUGGUGUCUGCUGAGCACAAAUACAGCCAUCUGACUGUGCAGAGAGUCCAGGCUGCCAACAACAGAGACUACACUGUCCUGUUUCUGCUAACAGAGUCUGGUUACCUGCACAAAGCUGUGCUGCUGCAGAGUGGAGCCCACAUCAUAGAGGAGGUCCAAGUUUUUGAGCAGCCUCAGCCUGUCAAGAGCCUGAAGCUCUCCGUAACAAAGGGUGUGAUAUACGUUGGCACAUCAGAGGGUGUGGUGAGGGUUCCAACAGCAAACUGCUCCUUCUACUGGACCUGUCCUCAGUGUGUCCUGGCGCGAGACCCCUUCUGUGGUUGGGACUCUGUCAGCCGGGCUUGUGUGGAGGCCUCAAACACCCAGACCAGUCUUGGCCAGGACGUAGAUCGAGGGAACGUUGAGGAGGCAUGCAACAGUGUUGCAUUUACACAUACAGCCAGAUUUGGUCCAAACAAAAUGCCUGCAGGUGAGCUGCUGUCAGUGUCUCUGAAUGAAGUGGUGCGGCUUCAGUGUCCUGCAGCGUCGCAGCUCUCCCAGCAGCUGUGGGAGCGACCGAACAGCCGGCUGUCCUCAGAGCUUUACCUGCACCUGGAGGACGGGAGUCUGAGCUUUGUCGCCACCCCUGCCACGCUGGGCCACUACCUCUGCCUGUCCACUGAGAAUGGAUACCAACAGACUAUGGCCAUCUAUCAUGUAAAACAGAAGAGCAGCCCCGUGGUUCAAACUCCAGUCAGCUACACCCGGCCUCAGACACACCCCAUACCCACCACAAGGGCUGUGGCCAGGCCUGGGCCUGGACUGCAAACCUCUGUGGGGACUAAAAGAACAGAACCAAAACAAAGAGAGACUGAGCCAACGCUGUCCAGCAGGGACACUCAGGCCUCCACCAGACAGUGGGGCAGAAAUGUGACCCAGUGGACAGGGGAAUCUGGGCAGAAAGACGCAAAGUUUCUGGAUGGGGAGCCCCUGCCGUCGGCCCGAGGCCCCUGCUACCUGAAGGAGCUGGUGGUUGUGUCAAUUCUGCUGGUGCUCUGCCUCAGUCUGCUAAUCACCACGCUUCUGUACGUCAUUAGAAAGCGCUGCCGCAGCCGAACGUCCCCACAGGCAGGAACUCCGAGCAGAGACUCUGACAGAAGGACCCCUGUGGAGCAGGAGGCCCUCAGGGGGAACCAGUUUCUUAGCAAACGCAACGGACAAGCCCCACACAGCGGACAGGCCAGUGGGUUAGUAUGUAAUGGGGCACUCACAGGCUCUAAUGGGCAUUUGCCCAACACCCCCAUCUGAACAGUCCCAGACAUUUAAACUGUUUGAGAUGAGGUCAACAGUGAAGGGAGGUCAUCCCAGGUACUAGAGUCACCAUGGUGACUGUCAGUCAGCCCAGUGGGAGGUUCUGUUUGCACAGCCGAUGACACUGCACGAAUACUGUGGACUUUGCUUCUGAUGUGUAAGAGUUUUAUCUAAUAGGAUGAAAGAAACUCUUCCUGUGGUACUUAAAUGGAGUCUCAUGACUGUGGACGUGGGGUGUUUUUGUCGUUGACAGACUGUAGUGACUGGUCCUGUAGCCACUACUGGAUGCUGAUUAAUUUUGUUUUGACGUGUACUCGGGCAAGGCAAUAAACCAACGAAAACUUCCUUUGCGUUUGAAAUAAUAAUGUUCAUUUAAUUUCUUGCGGAAGCCACAUACUUAAUACUUGUCCACAUAAAUUAUAAACAGAAAAACGCACAAGCACAGGCACAAGCACAAGCACAAACACAGUCGAAAACUGUUUGCUUCUCCCCUCUAAUCAGCCACACCUGUGUAACACUGAGUAACCUCAAGUAACCUACCUGACCCCCGCCAACAUCUGGGUAGAGUCAGUAAACAAAGGAAAUACUGCCCCCUGUAUUUUGGAGGUACAGAAUAAAUAAAUAAACACAACAUGGCUCCUACACAGACACUGAAACACAGUGGCUGUUGUGUUCUGAUUGUUCUAUGUGUUUUCACUUACUAAACGGUAACUUUUGAGGCAGGAAGGUACAAGCUCAUCUAGUACAGCUGAUUCUUUAAAUAUUUUUAUAGACUAAUCAGUAUGUCAUGCAAAGCCAGUGACUGCGAAGCAUCUCUUUUUAUGGGAUAAUUGCAUUUUUAAGCGUUAAAUCAAAACACACAUGACCAAAAUGUUAGAUUGUAAAAUGGCCGUGUAUGCAACUCUGCCAAUUUGCUUUGCCAAACACAUUUUGGAGGAAAUAUAGUUGAUGCUCGGUUUAUGUACAGUGGCCAGGUGUUUCCCAGUCCAGUAUGUCACAAGUUCCUGUAACAUAAAUAGGUGGUUGGGGUGGAUGACUGUAGGCAGAUUCAUCUACACUUGGAAAAGGCUACAGAGGUCAAGCAGACUUGUUUAUCUUUUGUUUGUGAGACGAUAUUACACUCAUAAUGUAAACGUGCCUUGGCUACAGUUGAGGUGAUGCUUUGGUGAAGCUGUUGGGUCAUCUCACUGAUUUCCUGUGCGUCAUACACACUGGACAUCCAGUCAGAAUAAAUUGGAAACUUGCACCAAGUCUCCAGAAUGCUUAAUAAAUUUCCACCAGUAAUCCAAUGACUAUUUAAAGGGACAAUUCACCCAAAUAUCAAAAUGACAUAUUUUUGAAUCUGCACUACUAGUUUAAUUGUUUUGGUGUGAGGGCAGAUAUCUCUACAGCCAAUAUCUCCAACCCUUGACAACUCACACCUUAACAAUCUAGAAUGAUCAGUAGCACCAUAGGUAAGAGGAAAUAUAUAUGUUUUUGAUUUUAGGAUGAACUGUCCCUUUAAAAAACAAAAUCCAGGCACAGUUGUUCCAAGGAAAACUGCUCUCACAACAGAGCCUGACUUCUCUGCGCUGUCAGCCCACCAUGUACUCACACAAACCAGGGGGCAUUGCCUUGUGUUGCUACAGUAAAAACUAGUAAACCAUACGGGGGUCGGGGAGAAAUCCCGUACGGAUACACGAAUAUUACAUUAGCCAGGUUGCAGUGCAUCUAAACAUGGUGUCUGAUUUCCUGCUUAAUCUGAAAAAUGCUUGCCUUCAGUACAAUCAGCAGUUUUUUUAUAUCGUAUUGGGCUCACUGACAACAUUCUCUGUAGUUUAGAUACUGGAUUUUUAGAUGGCAAUAUGAUGACCAUCCACCCCAAUUCUCCUUUAGAAAACCAGCUCCAUUUUUUCUAAUUUUUGAAAAUCUAGAACAAAUAAACAUCAUCAACAAACUCACUGAAUUUGAAGUGUUAUUUAAUUAUGUUUUUGGGCAAAACAUACAGUACUUUUGCACAUUUGCAGUAAUGGAUCUUUGAGUCCUUUGUCCUUGAUACAAAUGUGAAAAAAUAGUUAAGUCCUCUUUUUUGCAGGUUUUGCAUGUUUUUGUCCAUUUUUUUAUGCUUGCAUUGCCAUGAUUUUGUAGUACGUUUAUGUCGAUCCUGAUGUCUUAUUCAUACAGUCUACAUGCACAAGCACUGAAAGUAGCAUAAAUCUGUCCAUAACUGAAAAACACA
This is a messenger RNA of Epinephelus lanceolatus (giant grouper), 5278 nucleotides long. The record is from RefSeq and is a predicted model, not a curated record. Lineage: Eukaryota; Metazoa; Chordata; Actinopteri; Perciformes; Serranidae.